Messenger RNA from Linderina pennispora, 1159 nucleotides. RefSeq names its product alpha/beta-hydrolase. Gene Ontology annotation, cellular component: membrane. NCBI's taxonomy places the organism in Eukaryota, Fungi, Kickxellomycota, Kickxellomycetes, Kickxellales, Kickxellaceae. Gene Ontology annotation, molecular function: lipase activity. The transcript has a single exon. Bases 26 to 922 code for a protein of 298 amino acids. The record is from RefSeq and is a predicted model, not a curated record.
CUCUUUCCCAGCACCACAGCCAACCAUGAGUAGCAACCACCAGCACGUUGAUGAGGUAGUCGACUGGGUCACGGUCAACAACUACCAGUUCUACACGCACCUGUACAAGCCUGCAGUGCAGCCACCCAAGGCGACGCUGACAAUCGUGCACGGGCUGGGAGAGCACGUCGACCGGUACGCCGACCUUGCGCGCCAUUUCGCUUGCGCCGGGAUCCAGGUCCUCGGCUUUGACCAGCGCGGCUUCGGCAAAACUGGAAAACGAAAUAACGACCUAGGCGACAACUCUGGAAUUGCCACAGUCGCUACAGAUAUCGCCGCCAUGAACCGUCUUGUCAGCGUGGAUGGCAUUAGGCAUUUCCUCCUUGGCCACUCAAUGGGCGGUCUGAAUGUGCUGAACUUUUGCUCGUUCCACAAUAAUGACGGGCAUGUUGCAGCGGUGAUUGCACAGUCGCCUGCAUUGCAGCCUGCGAAGGCGCUGAUGCUGGCGCCCGAAGCCAUUGAGACCUUCAGGUCGGGUGACUUUGACCGCAGCGUUAUCCGCAAGACUAAUAUCAAAACUGAGUACCUGACCGACAACCAGAAGGAGUUAGCAAGACUGGCCACUGAUGCGGAUAUGAUCGAUUUUUGCACUGUCGGGACCAUGGCUGACGUCAGUAACUUCGGCCGCCGGGUUAUCGAACAUGCGCCCAAGUUCGAAGUUCCGGUGUUUAUUGCCCAUGGCGAUGGCGAUCUCGCCGCCGAUGCCCAGGGAUCCAAGGCGUUCUUUGCACAUCUGCCUGAAGCGCUGGACAAGAGGAUUAAGAUCUACGAGGACUGUCCGUUCCACGAAAUCCAGUUCCAGGAGGAUAUCGCACCAGAGCUGUUUGAGCUGUAUACACAGUGGAUUCUGGCGCAUGCUGACUGUUCUGGUGCUGUGCGUUGAGCAUCCUGUUUGCUAUAGACACCUUAGUAAUUGCAGCUGAAUGAGCAUGCCUCAGCGCUUUCGGUGUCCCUUGUAUCAUGCCACCACGGAUCUAAAAAGCCAAGUCUACUUUCUAGCCUACAUAACAAUGUCACACACCGUAUAUUGCACUAUUGUGCCUAACAGGUGGCUGCGAGAAUACAAUGCAAACAAUGCAAGGUGGUGUGUGGACAUGGGCCAAUUGCGCUAGCCGCUCUC